Messenger RNA from Anopheles marshallii, 2943 nucleotides. Its product is annotated as protein PAT1 homolog 1-like. The transcript is spliced from 2 exons. Gene Ontology annotation, cellular component: P-body. Gene Ontology annotation, biological process: deadenylation-dependent decapping of nuclear-transcribed mRNA; P-body assembly. The coding region runs from base 1 to 2943 and encodes 980 amino acids. The record is from RefSeq and is a predicted model, not a curated record. Lineage: Eukaryota; Metazoa; Arthropoda; Insecta; Diptera; Culicidae. Gene Ontology annotation, molecular function: RNA binding.
AUGUCUGAUUCGUUCUUUGGGUUUGAUGCAGCACUGCCCGGUGAGGACGACGAUGGAGGCGGUGGCGGUGGCGGCGGCGGUGGUAGAAGAACAGGCGGUGGACGUGUGCUUGGUGGAGGAGGAAGCGGUGGUCGUGGAUCGGAUUCGGAGGAGGAGUACGAUGCGCUCAACGACGAAACAUUUGGGCAGGCCCGGGAAGACGAUUGGGAAGAUUUGCACGAGAAUCUUGUGCGAAUGGACCAGCGAGAAGGUGGAGACGGAGAUUCCGGUGCCGACUCUGAUCUGGACAUCAACUUCUCCUCGGUCGGGAUCGAUAACUUCGAGCUGGAUAACGACACGGAACCGGAAGCUCGGUUGCAGCUGGACCCGAGCGUGUGGACGAUGCCAAGCAAACCGGAAACUCCGAGACACACCGUGCCCCCGGUUUCGACGCAGAUGCCACCAGCGAUCGUUAGUGCAGCGAACUCGAUGCCCGCACCAGAUCGCUUCAGUGCAGCAAUAGGAAGGUUUCCGACUUUGCCCAAUCCAAGCAUGCGCAUCUGCUCGUUGGAGGAAAUCGAGCAGAACAUGAUCAAGCAGCAACAGGAACAGAUGCGCCGUGGUAUGACUCCACUGCCCCGUCCCCCUCCAGGCUUUCCACCACCUUCCAAUCCGGCACAAGCGAUGCAGCAACCUCCGCCGGGAUCAUCAAUGCCACCCACGCCAAUGAUCCAUCGUCCACUACCGAUCCCUAUCGGGUUUCCUGCGCCUGCUGUUAUGGGUGGAACACCGGGCGGACAAUCGUCCGCACCCGGUGGUCCGAUUGGUCCACUUUUUCCGCCAACCAAUAUGCCACCUCCUAAUGGUGGUCAACCCGGUAUCGGAGCUCCUCCAUUUUCGUUUCCUAUGAACUUCCAAGGUCCGCCUGGGUCGGGGGCAGGUCCGGGUGCAAUGAUGCCUCCCAACAACAUCAACAACAACAACAUGAAUGGUGGAAUCAACAACAAUAAUGCAAGCUUCAGUCAGCGGCUGGUGGAAGAGAUCCAGCAAAACCAUCCAAUGCUACCCCACUACCGGCAACAGCCACCACCCGGCACGAUAACUCAACCUCCGCUACCGAUGGGUGUCCCGCCGCCCGGUCCUGGGCCGAUGCCACCAAUGCCCCCGCACGGUCCUAACUUUAAACACCCGUUCAUGGCCCAUCACCUUCCAGGGUUUCCACCGAACUGGAAUGGACCACCGCCACAUCCUCAUGGGAAUCCGCACCAUCACGGUGGACAUCACCAUCCGGGAUUUCCGGGCGGACAUCAUCACUUUGCUCAGCAGCAACAUCAACAGCAGGGUCAAGGGCAAGGACAUCAUCAUCAUCAUCAGCAACAGCACCAUCAUCAGCAGCAGCAGCAUCAAGGCGGCGGAGGUGGUGGCCAUCGAUUGCACAAUGGAAAGCAGAAUCGCAAUUUCGAAUACGAUGAGUACGCAAACAUGAUGACCGAACGGGCGAAACACUGGUUGCUCGGCAUUCAACUGUCCCAGCUGAAUAAGGACACGGCCUACUACAAUGACUAUUACUUCUGCGUUAUCCGUGACCGCAAGGAGCGUGAGCGUGGUGCAGAGCGGGAAAGCAAAGCACACAAGGACAACACGUUCUAUCAUCCAUUCAGCCAGCAGCAGCAGAACCAGCAGCACUGGAACGGGUACGGUCGAGAGCGUCGCAAUUCGGAGAAUUCCACGUCGACAAAGGAUGGCAUUAAGGAGAUACAGCCGCGCCGCUACAAGCUGGUUCAGUUCGAGAACUCACUCGGUAAGCUGCAAUGUGGUAGCGUAAUUGCACCGCGCAAGAUCAUCGAUCAGGAUGUGGUGGUAGACCGUUCCGUCGCAGAAGGUGGUGGUCCCGGUGGCUCGGGCAAUGCUGGAAAUGGAGCAAACACUGCUCCCGGUAGCUCCGAUUCGGUUCAUAAUCAGCGCCGUUCAAGACAGAUACUGUUGCAUGUGGAGAACCUUUAUCGGCUGGUUCUACGCCUCGAGGACAUGUCUAACCAGUUGGCGAUUGAGGCCAAGCAGCAGAUGAAGGAAAAACGCACCAAGGAGCGUCUGCUGGCCCAGGAAAAGCUAACAAGCGGCACCGAUGAGCAGAACAAUGUAAACAGCGGUGCACCGAUGGCAACCGUACAGGCAACUCCCGUGUCCGAGGUAGAGCAAGAUACGGUGGAAAAUCUUCUCGAGCGCAUACUUCCAGCCGUUAAUGCCGAGGGUGUUUUGCGGCUGCUGUCCGUGCGCAAAGGCAAACUGCUGUUGACACGCAUCCAGAAAGCUUUCGGUGAGCAUUCGGCCCGGUGGACUAUUUGGUGUACGGUGCUGGCAACAUUGGUCACCCUGCCGAAGCGCGAUCGUGAAGAUGCAGAGGAUCAGCUUAGUCCGCUGUUUGCGGAGUUCGAACUGCACGUCAAGUAUGCACAGCCAGGUGAGCUGAUUCCACUGUUUGAGACACUGCUCAACACGGAUCAACUGCUCCCGCUGGUGCCACGGUGUAAGUUCCUGCUGUUAACCAUGCUCACACUUAUCGCCCAGAUGGAACAGUUGUCCACCAGCGAUGGCUCCCUAGAACAGGCCGCUGCUCUCAACGGUGAGGCAGACGAUGGCACCAGUGGUGAUGGUGUCGAAAAUGGUUCCCCACGGCUUGUCUGGACACGCUGGAUGAGUUUGCUGCGGGAGCUCGCACGUGUGUUGGAGGCGGCCGCAGCAGGAGCCGUCGGUAAUAAACCACAGAAAGUUCUGCUCAAGCUGGAUUCGUCGUGCGGCAAAGUGAAACAACUGCGCGCACACUUGCAGCGACAUCCGGAGCUGGAAUUGGAGCACAAGCUCCGAGCUAUCGUAUCGAUCAUCGAUAUCGGUACCGGUGGUCCAUCGUCAUUGACCUCAACAGCGGAAGGGUCUACAUCGUCGGCGGAUGCAAGCAAAAAGUAA